ACAUUAUCAUAUAUCGAUAAAAAAAUUUUUUAAAACUAUAUUAUCGAUCUCGCCCGUUAUAUCUCGUUAGUAUAACAAAAUGACUGAAGAUGGCUGGUACGAAGCGUCGCAAAAGGCGCCAUCGGCGUGUUCGAAAUGAAUGGGAGUGUACCAAAGAACGGUCGGCGACACGGCGGCAGACCGGCCGGCACUUCGUGUAUCGUCGUCGCGUCGUACGGACGUGUUGUUCGUCGUUCUUUUCUUUCACAAGGAUCUCCUAGCGGUAUGACACUCCUAAUCAAAACUUUGCUCGAAAACGUACAUCGAUAGUGCUAUUUGAAAACGAUUCAUUUCCACGGUUCUCGUUCAAAUAAAACUCGCGUUAAUUCGCCAAGGAGUCGUAUCGUUUAUCCAAAGAAUGCGAUUCGGAAAAAAGAGAUUCGAACGAUGAUUCGGAAGUGAAUGGAAGAACAGUGUGUUAUUGUCAAUUAAGUGUUAAAGUGCCUGUACAAGAGAAUUUAACGUAAUAAAAUAUCGGAAAAUGGAGCCGCAACAUUCAUCGGAAAGACUCUCGUUUUUCAUAACCGCCAGAUGUCCCUCUCUCGGUUGGAUCACUGGCGGGAACGAUCGUUUUAUAAGCGUCGCGAACUUGUGACGGUUGACCGGUGGUGUCUCGCUCUUCGAGACGGCAGUGUUUUCAAAUCCUGUUCUUUCGGUUCUAGUGUUAUGUGUGAAUGUGUCGGUUGAUUUCGUUUGAUCGAAAUCAUGCCGUUCGUGCUACGCAGAGUGGAGCCGCGUUUCUUGUGUCGCGGACACGUGCCAGCGGGAUCGACAGCCCAGGGUUGGCCAGUGGGUGCCGAAUUGGAGGCGGUGGCGAACGGUGCGCUGACCACCUCGUUGAAGCAACUCGCCUCGCUCCUCACCAUCGCCGAGGACAUCUUUGCGGAACUGACUACCGAGUUGACCGCUGUUGCCGAUCGGAGCAGCAAUCUGCGCCAAAGGAUAGACAAGGUCGAGGAACGUCUCGCCACCGUCGACCCGAAGAAAGUACCAGUCCGUGAGUACCUACCCACUUGCUUAUACCUUCGCUCGCUUCUGCAUUUCCGCUCACCGCCUUAUCGAUGCAACGCACAAGCGGCUCGUUGUGCGAGAUUGAAGGCGGUUGAAUGUCGGUGUAUAAAAGGUUAAACCUUUUAGAAUACGACAGAUAUUAAUUUUGAAGAAUUGAAUGAAAAGAAUUUU
Messenger RNA from Apis florea (little honeybee), 1221 nucleotides. It is a transcript of the gene gukh, whose product is annotated as NHS actin remodeling regulator GUK-holder. NCBI's taxonomy places the organism in Eukaryota, Metazoa, Arthropoda, Insecta, Hymenoptera, Apidae. Gene Ontology annotation, biological process: cell differentiation. The record is from RefSeq and is a predicted model, not a curated record.